AAAAAUUAACUGUACAAAUUGUUCAACACCAAUCUAGAAAACUCAAGAAAAUUGAAACAAAUCACAAAUUAUCCAUAAAUAACAUGAUUAAUUGAAAACUUCUUCUUUUCAAUUAAGUUUCUUCACUCUCCACUCGAUAACACAACUUCAUUCUACACAACUAGAAAGAAAAAAUUAGACAUGUCUCCACAAACAUAAAUAAGAUUAGUUGUUUAGAAUAUUAAAUAUAUCGAGAAAAUUAAUUAUAUGGGUGUGGGCGGGUACCCAUGGGUCGGGUUUACCUAAACCAAAACCCAACAUGAUGAAUAGUGAACGGGUUUAAACCCAAACCCGGCCCAAAACCUUAACAUGGAUUUUACCCGCGUUGACCGAGUUGGGUCGGAUGGGUACCCAUGAAUUCGGGUUUUGUUGCCAUCCCUACCCAUGAUUGAUGCCCUAUCUUUUGUGUUUGGCUUUCGAUCAUAGAACAAGCCUCUGGAAGCCGAAAUGGGUAAAUGCUCUGUAAUCCAUAUACCUCGGUUGCUUUAUCUCUUAUAAGAUAUAAAGGUUUUGGCAACUCCUUAACUGUAGGAAUCAAGAACCAGCCUUCAAGAAGGCGCGCCUAGGCGCACGCCUAAGCUUGAAAAGGCGCAAGGCGCUGGUUGAACGCCAUGCUUUGGCUAAAAGCGCUGAAGAAAGCGCUAACUGCGCCUAACAGCUAUUAAUCACCGCCUAAUAGGAGAGAAAAAGGGCCUAGGCGUGAUUAAUUGGGCCUUAGCGUGGUCAUCAUUCCUGGAUUUCAAGAUGCUGCGUUUAGUUUCCCCCAUCAAUCAUCUUCCUCUUCAGAAUUGAUCGACGCCAAAAAGCCAAUUAUCUCUUCGUCUUCCUCCACCCGUCGACUCUAGAUUAGAGACGAAAAUCCCUAGCUGCUGCGAGCUGCUCGUUCCUUCUCCUUCUUGCCGCUCGGCCUCAUGUGGGAGAAGCUCACUGCUCAAACGCGGCAAGGAGAAGCUCCUCCGGUCGUCUCUCACCUCUCUCCGCCGCCGCCCAGAGAAGCUCAUCGGUCGCCUCUUUUCUGUUCUAAAGAUCAGACUUCGGACACCAGCUGUCCGGAGAAGUUCAUAGCUCGGCUUCCCCUGUUCUUUAAGUUCCUCUGUUCUGAACUUUCCUGUGUUCUGCUAUGUUCUCUUGAAAAGUUCGUUGGAGGUGGGUAAACCAAAAGUCCAAAAUACACCUGAAUGGAACCGGGUCUUUGUUGUUGUUAAAAUGGAAGAUCUCCCCACCAUAUUGAUUUGAGUACGGGUAUUGGGCAGCAGCUGGUUAAUUCUAAUUGUUUGUCUUUCUUUUGCACGUCGUUAGUGAUAAUUAUGUAAUGGGUAUGGACAUGGACAUGGUUCUUUCAAGUUUAAUAAUUAUUAAUUAAUGAUGAAGAAUGCAAUCGGUGUGGAAUCGGAAUCCAGUUUAAUAAUUCGUUAGUGCUUUGCAAGAUGACAACAGAUAAUGCUUUACAAUUUGGAUUCUAGUAGUAAUUUGUGGUUUUGGGACUACUGGUCUCAGUGGUAUGUUUAGAAUAUUUAGUUUUUAGUUGAUUGAUGGAUCCUUUCGUCAUUUGAAAUUUGAUUGUUAUUUGGUAUGUUAAGUGCUAUUGUUAAAUAUUAGAUGUUUCCAAUUAUAUAUGAACUUGGAUCAUAUGAAGUAUUCCAGAAAACAGGAAAUAUUUGAGCAUUUUUUCCAUUUUUGCUAUGAGCGCCUAGGCUACGAUUAAUAGGGCAAGGCACAAGUCAGGAGUCGAGCGCUCGCCUUACGCCUAGCGCCUUUUUGAACCUUGUCAAGAACCAAAGAGGGAUAUUGUGGUAUCGAUUAACUAUCUUACUAGUUGGGGUUGUUUUUGCCUUCACGGGCUUCUUUUAUGGUUCUGCUUUAUCAAGUUGUAGGUAACCAAAAACAGUGUGAUGACUGGAUUCUGGAAAGUUCGAUUCAAUGCAAGUCUUUUCUUGGUCAAUCUACUUGCGGAUUGGACCGGUCAAGCUGCUCAUUUAUGGUUUAUGACCAAACUUAGUACAAAAGUUGAGAGCUGAGGAAGGAUGGAGUAGAUAGAUAUAGGUAGAGAUAAUGGUGAUAGAGAACUAUCGACUGUUAUCUAUUUGAUGUUGGCUUUACAUACUGGGUAGCUAGGCAGCCAGCCAGCCAGCUUGUGACUGUUUAAAAUUUUCUCUGCCAAGAAAGUGAUGUAAACAUGUGAUUUCUCUCUUCCUUUUUCCCCUUUUCUAUCCGUGGUAUAGUUUGUAUUGUACAAAAGCACAUAAUUGUUUUGGGAGGAAACAUUGAACACAUUUUUGGACAUAUUCUCAUCAACUCGGGGGAAAGGGGUAUCUUCCCUUCUACCUCCCAAAAAAUGUUCAGAGGACCACUGAGAGAAAGCCAAUUUAGAUUCUGGGGUUGUACUAAUCAGGGGGGGUUGAUACUUGAUAGCCCAGCAGAAGUGUGGAUUUAUUGCAUGUCCUCUCUCUCUCUCUGUGUUGUGUUUGUUUCUUUGGCUUUUCAGAUUACCCAGUUGAGAAUCGAUCAUGGUCAUGAUAAUCAUUGCUCACUGCGCUGACUGAGAAUGGCAGCAGGGGGGAAACCUGAGGCAGAGAUAUUACAGAAGAGAGAAAAAGCCACUGACAGUAGAAAGAUGGCGAGUAAAAAGUUAUCAUGUCUAUGCAUGUAAAUUUGGAAGAGCAUAGAUAAAGACAGUGCAGUGCAGUGCAUUGCAGUGAAUCUAUCAUCUUAGGAACGAGUCCUCUACGCCAAUCUCCCCAUGUAUGUAUGUAUGUAUGUAUUCAUAACUCUUCUAUACGUACAAAAUGGAGUCAUUCAUUCAUUCAUUUCAGGGGUGGUGUAGUGGAAUGGAUUAUGGAAAGAGUACAAUCAAUUAAUAACUGUUGUUAUUGCAGCAUUGCAGGCUGAAUUGGUGAUGAUGGUCUACAAUGGUGGCCUUCUUAUCAGUUCUUUCUCAUUAUGACCCCCUUGGCUCCUAGACCUCCUAGACCUAGAGUUAAUGAAAGGGAGGGGUCCUGGCUGCAGCUGCCCCCUUUUUUCUUUCUCCAGUCAAAUAUUAAAUGAGGAAGGAACAUUAUUAGUGGAUUGGAUUGGAUUGAGUAGAAUGCUCCUAAUCUCUAAAGGUCAGAACUACACUGUUUUGUGAUUGUGAGUUCCCAUUUGGAUUGGGGAUUUGUUUGUGGGUUUUCUGCACGAUCCUACGUAAUGUGGGAUUUUGUGGUGAAGUGGGGCUCGUCAGCAUCACCUGGAGGGAGAGGCCUGAAGACCUAUGAGGAUAUUGGUUUCUCGAAAACUCGUCGUUAAGUCUUAAAGACAGAAACAGACAGUGUAGGAGUUGCUCGACCGAAAGGAUAGAAAAGGAACAGAUCUGGUCAAGAACAUUCAUAAUGUGAGCUUGAAAGGUAAGCAAAGGUGGAAAUAGAUCUGGUCAGUAACAUACUUGGCAUGGCUGAAAGUUUGGUAUAGGCAUUUGAGAAAUAUCGAAUAUCGUACCGAAUUUGUCUAUAUUUGGUAUUACCGAAUACACGUAUUAUUUCGUG
Messenger RNA from Linum trigynum, 3560 nucleotides. The record is from the annotation of a GenBank genome assembly. NCBI's taxonomy places the organism in Eukaryota, Viridiplantae, Streptophyta, Magnoliopsida, Malpighiales, Linaceae.